This is a messenger RNA of Lodderomyces pseudojiufengensis, 222 nucleotides long. RefSeq names its product ubiquitin-like protein. Lineage: Eukaryota; Fungi; Ascomycota; Pichiomycetes; Serinales; Debaryomycetaceae. The record is from RefSeq and is a predicted model, not a curated record. Gene Ontology annotation, cellular component: cytoplasm; nucleus. The transcript has a single exon. Gene Ontology annotation, molecular function: protein tag activity; protein binding. Bases 1 to 222 code for a protein of 73 amino acids. Gene Ontology annotation, biological process: protein modification process; mRNA splicing, via spliceosome.
AUGAUUGAGAUUCAAGCAAACGAUAGGUUGGGGAAAAAGAUAAAAGUAAAAUGUUUACCAACAGAUACAAUUGGAGAUUUGAAGAAAAUUUUAGCACUACAAAUUGGUACACCAUAUGAUAAAAUCAUACUAAGAAAAGGUCAUCAAGUAUACAAAGAUCACAUAGAGUUAGAUGAUUAUGAAAUUCAUGAUGGAUUCAAUUUUGAGUUAUACUAUGGUUAA